Messenger RNA from Loa loa (African eye worm), 1620 nucleotides. RefSeq lists its product as hypothetical. The transcript has 9 exons. The record is from RefSeq and is a predicted model, not a curated record. Gene Ontology annotation, biological process: endoplasmic reticulum to Golgi vesicle-mediated transport. Gene Ontology annotation, cellular component: COPII-coated ER to Golgi transport vesicle; endoplasmic reticulum membrane; Golgi membrane. Bases 19 to 1158 code for a protein of 379 amino acids. NCBI's taxonomy places the organism in Eukaryota, Metazoa, Nematoda, Chromadorea, Rhabditida, Onchocercidae.
UUUCAGUUCAGUUAUACAAUGACAGAUCCAAGUUGGGGUUGGAAUGAUGAAAGUAAUUAUAAUGCUAGCUAUAAUGUUAACCAGCAUUGGUAUCAGAGGCAAGAACCAUGGAGAAGCCAAGGAACUUAUAGUAAUCAGCCUACAGCAGCAAUUCCAUCGGAUAAGGUUUCUAACGAAUACUAUCACCAACAAGCAACCAUUGCUUCAGUACCGGUGGCAGCUAAUUAUUCCCAAGCAAAUCAAAUGCAGUCAUUCGGAAUGGCAUCACAAAAUUCAUAUGGUGUUGGAAAUUUACCAUCAUUUUCUGAUCAAUUCAUGUCAGACCCAAUGUUAAAUGCUGCAAGACAAAUUGGUGGCCAGUUUGCUGUUCAUCAGAAGGAAAAGUUGACUAAAUAUUUGUCCGCAUUCCAUCUUAAGUAUUAUUUUGCUGUGGAUAAUGCAUACGUUGGCAAGAAAUUGGCUCUUAUAUUUUUCCCUUUUCUGCAUCGAGAUUGGACGGUCAAGUAUGAUUCUUCGGAUUCACCAUUACCCCCACGAUCAGACGUUAACGCACCUGAUUUAUAUAUUCCGUUAAUGGCUUAUGUAACUUAUAUCCUUUUCUCUGGAUUUGUACUAGGAACACAAAGAAGAUUUACACCUGAACAGUUGGGCAUCAUCACAACAAAUGCAUUAGCGUACCUUAUUUUCGAAAAUUUGAUCAUAAUUAUAACGAGGUAUAUUAUGAACAUAUCACAAUCGCUUACUUUCUGGCAUUCACUUGCCUAUAGUAGCUAUAAAUUCGUUGGGAUGAAUGUCUGCUUAUUGGUCUUUGUAUUAGGUGGUAAAUCGUUUUAUUAUUGGGUUUUAGCUUAUAUAUCCUUUGCAGUUGUUUUCUUUCUGCUACGAACAGUGAAAACAUUUUUAAUGGAUGUGCAGAAUACGUAUAAUGAAUAUGGUGGAAAAAAACGUAAAAUAUAUUUGAUGAUAUUUAUAGCAUUCACACAACCAUUUCUGAUGUGGUGGUUGACCAGUUCUGUGACCAGCUACACACCUGGGAAAAUGGAUCUAGCCCAGUAUGCCUUGUCGGGUAUAGGAUUCAAUGAAGCAGUGAACAAAGGACAACUGCCACUGUUGCCAAGUGGUGAAGUGGAUUAUGAUGCUUUGCUAAAAAUGCCUUAAGUUUUUUUUCGUAUUCUGUACUUGCUGAGUUUGAAGAGACUUCAAAGAUUACUAGGAACAAAACGAUUUUAAAAAUUUCAAUAAAGACAAAAUAACAUCAUAAAGUACUAUUUGUAGAUCAUGAUGGAUCGUCUAUUUUUGUAACAUCAUUGAUGCUGAUUGAAACUAUAGACUUUGUUCUUAAAGGGUCUUGGAAAUUAGAUAGUGAGAGAUGUUUUAGGUCUGUGCGAAAUGUUCGAUUGCUUAUGAAAAAUUUGUUUCCUGUACCAAAAUUUCGAACAUUUUGCUUUCUGUCAUGUUUCCAGAAUGCAUUUCGUUGGAUUUUCUUUCAUUUGGUUUAUUAAUUCCCCGUAUAUUAUUUAUACUUAUUAAAUUAAUUUACCGUUCCGAUAAAAUGUAGGGUAUAAUAGUGUUCAAGAGAGUUGUCUGAUAUACAGAUCUAUUUAUGAUAAUGGUUCAAAU